Messenger RNA from Ixodes scapularis (black-legged tick), 1397 nucleotides. RefSeq lists its product as uncharacterized. The transcript has 3 exons. NCBI's taxonomy places the organism in Eukaryota, Metazoa, Arthropoda, Arachnida, Ixodida, Ixodidae. The record is from RefSeq and is a predicted model, not a curated record. Bases 33 to 1397 code for a protein of 454 amino acids. Gene Ontology annotation, molecular function: zinc ion binding; nucleic acid binding; aspartic-type endopeptidase activity. Gene Ontology annotation, biological process: proteolysis.
GUCCCGGAGCAGGCUGCGAAGAGACUGGCAGGAUGGCGACGAUUGGAAGGUUCGACCAGUUCGAGGACGGCGACGAAGACUUCGAGUCCUACGUGGAGAGGUUCGAACACUUCCUGAAAGCCUCGAAGGAACCGGAAAAGCCGGAAAACAAGACAUAUGCACAGCUAGUGCAGACCCUGCGAGGGCACUACGUACCAAAGCCCUCUGUCAUUGCAGAGCGGUUCAGAUUUAACCGUCGCUUCCAGCAAGAAGGCGAAACGGUGGCAGCUUUCGCGGUAGAGCUGAAGCGGUUGGCGGCGUCCUGCGACAUUGGGGCGUUUCUGGACGAGGCUCUUCGCGACCGUUUCGUGGCCGGGCUCUGUGACAGAGGAACUCAAGCUGAGUUGCUGAAGAAGAGCAAGUUAACGUUUAAAAACGCCUGCGAUAUCGCAAGGAGUAUUGAGUUGGCCAGCCAGGAAAGCCGGGAUUUGCAGCCCAGCGUGGGGCAAGAGACCGUCAGCGCUCUUUGCCACAAGCCAGACAGCGGGAAACGCCCACCGCGCCGGAGGGAGGUACCGGCUACAGUACCCGCAGGGGCAAGAGCGACGAAAUCGCCGGACUGUUUCCGAUGCGGUUCAGCGCAUGAAGCGUCUAGUUCCAAAUUUCGCAAGUAUCGUUGUCAUUUUUGUAAACGUGUUGGACACUUAGCGAAAAUGUGCAAGGAUAAAAGCAGAGACGCUGCGAACGCAAUCGCUGAGGACAGUGACGGGGGUGAACUGGUGUUGCACAAUAUCUAUUCCUGUGAGGGGCGCACCGGACUUUACAAAAUUUGUCUGAAAAUUGAACAGAGAAAUGUCCGCAUGCAGAUUGACACGGGGGCAUCCGUAUCAAUAUUACCAGAGGCACUGUAUAAGAAAUACUGGCCCAGUCUACCGAAAGAGCCAUGCAGUCUAAAGCUAAAAACUUACGGGGGUACUCCACUCUCGGUAACGGGGAAGCUAACCGUUUCGGUAGAGCACAACGGUCAGCGUAAGCAGCUCCCGUUAAUUGUCGUGAAGACAAACGAGAAUACGAACACUGUGCUGUUGGGACGUGACUGGCUGGCGGCCCUUAAGUUGGACUGGUCUAGUGUGCAUGGGGUUUGCUUGGACAAGGUAACGGCGUUGCUUGAAAAGUACGCUAAGCUUUUUGAGCCUACCCUUGGCCUAAUCAAGAACAGUGCAAUUAAAUUAUUGCUUAAAGAGGGCAGUACACCAGUCCUUUGUAAAGCGUGUUGGGUUCCAUUUGCGGUUCGGAAAGCAGUGUCGUCCGAAUUGCAGAAUCUCGUAAAAACAGGGGUGUUAGUACCUGUUCAGAAAAGUGAAUGGGCGACUCCACUAGUAGUCGUGCCUAAACCGAACAACCAGAACGGAUCAUAA